CUUCACAAUGCCACUAUUCGGGAAAAAAGAUUCGGGCAAGAAGAUACGCAAAGACGUGAAGGAUGGAUGCGAAAAGAUGCCCAGCAUCGACGACAAGUACGUCAUCAAGGAGUUGCUCGGAACCGGAGCGUUCUCCGAGGUGCGGCUGUGCGAGCACAAAGAAACCGCACAGCAGUACGCUGUCAAGAUAAUCGACAAGAAGGCGCUCAAGGGCAAGGAAGACUCGCUCGAGAACGAAAUCCGCGUGCUGAAGCGGUUUAGCGCUCGCAGAAGCGACGGCAGCGGGGUACAGAGCGCGGUACCACCGGUGGGUGGCCCCCGAUUCGCGCACCCAAACAUUGUGCAGCUGCUGGAAACGUUCGAGGAUAAAUCGAAGGUCUACCUGAUCAUGGAACUGGUAACUGGGGGCGAACUGUUCGAUCGGAUCGUUGAGAAGGGUUCGUACACGGAACGGGACGCUUCCAACCUCAUCCGCCAGGUGCUGGAAGCCGUGGACUACAUGCACGAGCAGGGCGUCGUACACCGGGACCUGAAGCCGGAAAAUCUGCUCUACUACAGCCCGGCGGAAGACAGCAAGAUCAUGAUCAGCGACUUUGGGCUGUCGAAGAUGGAGGACUCGGGCUUUAUGGCGACGGCCUGCGGUACGCCCGGGUAUGUGGCGCCCGAGGUGCUCGCACAGAAACCGUACGGCAAGGCGGUCGACGUGUGGAGCAUAGGCGUUAUUUCGUACAUUCUGCUGUGCGGGUACCCGCCGUUCUACGACGAAAACGAUGCCAACUUGUUUGCCCAGAUUCUCAAAGGCGAGUUCGAGUUUGACUCACCGUACUGGGACGAGAUUAGUGAUUCGGCGAAAGAUUUCAUACGCAACCUGAUGUGCGUCAACGUGGAGAGGCGAUUCACGUGCAAGCAGGCGCUUGCACACCCGUGGAUAUCGGGUAAUGCGGCCAGCAGCAAGAACAUUCACGGUACGGUGUCGGAGCAGCUUAAGAAGAACUUUGCCAAAUCGCGCUGGAAGCAGGCCUACCAUGCGGCAACCGUCAUACGCCAGAUGCAACGAAUGGCACUGAGCAGCGGAGGCAGUGGUACGGGUAGUAGUGGUGGCGGUGCGUACGGCCGUAGCUCGUCACGGAUAAGCAAUGCAGCAUCGGCGGACGGAAGUACGGGUGGUGCCGGCGAUGAGCAGACCGGUGGACAAACGGACACUACUACUGCAUCUAGCAGUAAGUAA
Anopheles maculipalpis is the source of this 1228-nucleotide messenger RNA. RefSeq names its product calcium/calmodulin-dependent protein kinase type 1 (gene CaMKI). NCBI's taxonomy places the organism in Eukaryota, Metazoa, Arthropoda, Insecta, Diptera, Culicidae. Gene Ontology annotation, molecular function: calmodulin binding; calcium/calmodulin-dependent protein kinase activity; ATP binding. Bases 8 to 1228 code for a protein of 406 amino acids. The transcript has a single exon. Gene Ontology annotation, biological process: protein phosphorylation. The record is from RefSeq and is a predicted model, not a curated record.